AUGAGGCAAAACGCGGAGUCCUUUGUGAAGGACUUGGAGCAAUCCUUGGAGGACUCGCAGACGGAGGCGGCAGAAGCGAAGGAGAAGCUGGACGCUGCACGAAAGGAGCCGGUGUUCCUACGCGAGAAGAUCAAGAAGAUGCAAGAGGAGCACAGCAAGGAGCUGGAAGAUCUCAAGGAGAAGCUGAAAGCCGCGCAGGCAAAGAAAGAGGAAGCGCCCACCGACCUCGCGAGCUCCUUGUCAAUGGCAUCUAGCAAGAGCAAAGGCGGAUCACGGUUCGACAGCAUGGCGGACAUGCUGGCCUCCGCCCAACAGAGCUUCAGCACCCAGGAGCAGUUCACCAUCGCCUGCAGCCUGCUCAAGGGCACGCCCAGCACCCAGGUGACCAAGACCGCGGAGCUGCUGAAGGCCGUGGUGGAGGAUGCGCGCCCGAACCUACUUAAGGAGCUCUUGCUGCUGGAGCAUCCCUCCUUGGGCUCUCCCAAGAUGCGGCUCGGCGCGGCGCAGAAGCUGAUCUCCCAGCUGCCGGAGGAGGACAUGGCGUCGGUGGCGCAGAUCAUCCCCCUGGUGCUGUGCAAGGAGCUGGCGGUGAAGGUGCUGGAGGCUUCGGCGACACAGGACGCCGCCGGGGAGGAGCACUCAGAGAAGAGCUUCGACCCCAACAUCGACCUGAGCAAAAAGUGCAAGUGGUCGCUGAUGAGGAGGUUCCUGAAGAAGCUGACCUCCAACGAGGUGAAGAACCUCUUCGAUGAGUUGGGCCCACGCUCCAAGAGAUCCAUUCUGACGGACAUCUUCGAUUACCAAGAUCCCAAAGACUUGGAGCUUUGCGCCGAGAUGAUCUUCGUGGAGCGGGGGGCGAGCAUCAAAGUUCAAAGUGUCGUCGAAUUCUUCGCUGCUAUGGCCGACUUGAAGGGCUUGGAGCUGCCUGCUCUUCUGCAAAGUCAACAUGCGGAGCUUCUGAAAAGGUUCGAAGUACAAGAUGACCUCCUCCGGCAGUUGCUGGCCUGGCGACCGGAUUUCGCAGGUAACCUGAACGGCGACCUCUCUCACUCCCUCGAGUUGCGGCCGAAGCGCCUGUCCGCGUUGAGCAGCAUGAACGGCCACGACUCGCCACCGCCGGACCGGGCCGUGAACGGCAAAGUCGCGAAAGCCGGCGACGACGGGGAAGCGGAAGCCGAGGCAAAAGGAGAGCCAUUGAGGAGCUCCUCCAUGCAGGGCAUGCCGGCCAGGCUGAGGAGCCAGAUGUCGGCCAAGAAGCCUCAGGAGGAUCCCACGCACCGAUUCCUGUGGCGCAUGGUGAAGAAUCCCAUCUUCGAAUCCUUCUUUGCCGUGAUCGUGGUGGCCAACGGGAUCUUCAUCGGUCUGGACACCUCCUAUCAGGCCCAGAAUCCCAACACGCGGCUGCCGUCCUUGCGGAUCAUCUCCUACGUCUUCGCGGCCUUCUUUACCUGCGAACUCUGCCUUCGAAUCUGUGCCGAGCGGCGUCUCUUUUUGCAGUCUGAGGACUGGGCCUGGAACGCGCUGGACGUCUUCAUUGUCUUGAGCUCCCUCUGGGACGUCAUCGUGGACAUUGUCGAGGCGGUGAUGCAGUCCCAGAAUGUGGAUAGCAUUGCCGGGAUGAGCGGUCUCAAGUCCUUCCGCAUCAUCCGCCUCACGCGGCUGCUGCGCACCGCCCAGUUCGUCCGGAUCUUCCGCUUCGUCAUGGCGCUGAGGACCCUGGUGACCUCGAUCAUCCACACCAGCAAAGCCUUGGUCUGGGCGCUGGUUCUGCUGCUACUGAUCGAGUACGUAUUUGCGGUCCUGUUUACCCAGGUGGUGAACGACAUCAUCGCGGAGGGGGAGGUGGUCCUCUCGCCUGCGGAGUCGGAGCUGGCCUUGAACUACUUCGGGUCCUUGACGGACUCCAUGCUGACGCUCUUCCUGUGCAUCAGCGGGGGUGUGAGCUGGGAGCUGGUGCUCAAACCUUUGAGGACUCUUUCCGGGGCCUUGGUGGCCUGCUUGUUGAUCUACGUCUUCUUUACCUACUUCUGCGUUUUGAAUGUCGUGACCGCGGUGUUCUGUCAGAGCGCCAUCGAGAGCGCUCAGAACGACCAGCUAACGGUGAUCCAGGCCAUGCUCUUGAACAAGGAGCAGCACAUUCAGAAGAUCCAAGAGCUCUUUGAGAAGCUUGGAGCGGACGAAUCCGGCGUCAUUACCCUGAAGAUCUUCCAGGAGCACGUGAACUCUCCGGUGGUGAGGGCCUGGUUUGAGGCUUUGGGCUUGGACGUCUGGGACGCCAUGUCCUUCUUCAAGCUCUUGGACUCAGACGGUGGGGGCUCCGUGGACGUCGAGGAGUUCUUCAUGGGCUGCCUGAGGUUCCGAGGCCAAGCAAGGGCCAUGGACGUGGGCAAGGUGAUCCAAGACCAGGCGUCUCUGAUGAGACAGACAGGCCGCUUCCAACAUCUCAUGGAGGUGGAGCUUAGGAGGCUCCGCCGGGAGCUGCGAAGUCUCAGAGGGGACGGGCCGAAGGAUCAGUGGGAGCCCAACCUUUGGGCUGGCGAAGGAGAUGCCGCUGAAGCAUUGCCCAACGACCCGUCGUCGAAGAAAGAGCCCAGCAUCAAGGCCUUCACCAAGGGCUUGAGCGCCGAAGCCAACGAGCUCUUCCUGGUGCAGAUUGCCCAGCGGGUGGGCGAGGAGAAGGCAGUGUCCAUGGUGGCGCCGAACUUCAAGCGGGUGGAGGCGAGCCGGCAAUCGGUUGUGCGCCACCACGAAACCGUCCAGACCGAGUUCACCUGCGUGUCCGAAGAGCUGGUCUUAUCCAGAAAGCCGCGGGACGAGGGCAUCGAUGGCAUCUUCCUCACAGGGUUGCCCCGCUCGCGCACAGCCUCAGUGCAGGAGGCUGAAAAAGCAGCAGCUGCCGCGGAAGAAGCCCGUCUGCUGGAGGCGCAGGCGGAGGCCGAGCGAAAGGAGGCGGAGGCGCAGGCGGCCAUGGAGCUCAUGGCGCAGCGCAAGGCCAAGGAGCUCCAGGCGCAGCAGGAAGCCGAGGAGCAGGCAGUUGCCAUUGCCCUUCGGGCGCAGGAGCAGGAGCGGCAGAUGGCGCGGGAGUUGGAGGCCUUCAAGGCCAGGAUGGAGGAGGAGCUCAGGGCGAAGCAGGAGAAGAUUCUUUCAGAGGCGGCGGAGGCGAUGCCUGAGGAGGCCAUGGCGGCUGCCAUGGCCAAGGCCAAGGAGGAGGCGGAAGCGGCCGCAGCCGCCAAGCUGAGGGAGAAGGAGGAGGCGCUGCAGGCUGCGCAGCGCCGGGCGGAGAAAGAGGCCCAUGAGGCGGCGCAGCGGCAGCAGGCUGCAGCGGACUUGGCGCAGCAGAUGGCGGAGAAGGAGGCCGAGGCUGCAGCCGCCAAGGAGCAAGCUGAGCAAGAGGUAAAGGCUGCACGGGCUCAGCGCAGGGCCAGUAUGGCGGCCACAGAAGAAGCCAACAGGGCCACAGCGGCUGCAGAGGCGAAGUCCCGUGCCGCUGAACGGGAGAAGGAGGAAGCCAUGGCCAUGAAGGAGGCCUACGAAUUGAUGCAGGCCGCCGAGGUAGAGGCCCGGCAGACGGCCGCGGACGCCGAGCGCGACGCGCUGGCAGCGGCGCAGCGCGCGGCGGAGGCGGCGCAGGCGGCGCGGGAGGAACUGGACGCCAAGGGCCAUCAGCUCUCCGAGGAGGAGCGCCAGGCGCUGCAGCAGAAGGCCGACGAGGAGCAAGCCGCCAAGGAGGCGGCGGAGGCGGCGGCGCAGGCGGCGCAGGCGGCGGCGCAGAGCGCGCAGCAGCGAGCCGCGGAGGCGGAGCGUGAGAUGAAGGAGCAGGCGGUGACCGCCCAGUUCAAGGUCAUCGCGAAGCUGUCGCGGGUCCAAGCGGCGUACACCACCCUCGAAGAGCGCUUCCGCAUGCAGGAGGAGGUGGCCGCUGGCGCAGAGCGCCGCGAGCAGGAGGCGCUGAAGCGGGAGGAGGAGCUGUCCGUGCAGAUCGCGGCCCACGCCCUGGCGCGACAGGCAACGUGGUGCCACCAGCCCGCGCAGACGCUCCUGGCGUGUGAGCAGGACGACGACGAGAAGUGGAGGUGGACGGUGCAGGCGGAUGGCGAAGAUUCCCACGCUUUGGACGUCCGCGUGGAGACGGAGACCUUGGCCGCCCAGUGGCUCCACGAAGUCCGGCCCAGGACUCGAUCCGAGGAUCGGAGCCAAAGUCGGCAGAGCCAAAGUCGGCAGAGCCAAAGUCGUCAGAGCCAGCGCCCGGAGGCUCUGGACACCACAAGCUUCGGCAUGGAUCACAGAAACCGCUGGCUCUUCACAUUGCCAGACUGA
Effrenium voratum is the source of this 4317-nucleotide messenger RNA. The record is from the annotation of a GenBank genome assembly. NCBI's taxonomy places the organism in Eukaryota, Dinophyceae, Suessiales, Symbiodiniaceae.